Molecule: messenger RNA, 1854 nt
Organism: Nannizzia gypsea CBS 118893
Lineage: Eukaryota; Fungi; Ascomycota; Eurotiomycetes; Onygenales; Arthrodermataceae
Product: potassium channel
Exons: 3
Coding region: 1-1854 (617 amino acids)
Biological process (GO): potassium ion transmembrane transport; stabilization of membrane potential
Cellular component (GO): membrane
Molecular function (GO): potassium ion leak channel activity
Source: RefSeq, a predicted model, not a curated record
AUGGAGGAGCGCCGUAAGGGCAAGGCGCGCGACGCCAACAUCCACGAGGUGCCUUGCCUUCUACCGACGCGAUGGUGGUUUGCCAGCACGGGAACGCUGGGCCCUAUGGCAAAUGCCUUCAGCAUCUGCUCACUGUCCCAGGACUGGCGAGCAGAUAUCGGGACACUCGGGACCGGUAAUCUUCCAAAAACCGUCAAAGAUCCGUCAUGGGCGAUCGCGAUCAAUUCCAUCUCCCUCGGUUUUGCCUUGAUAUCAAAUGCGUCUCUUCUGCUGAAUAUGGCUAGAAGAGUUCCUUUUUCCGUCAGCCAGCCUAUAACAAUUGGCGGUUGGUAUAUCGCCUCUGCGUUGCUAAUUGGCCUGACUGUCGCGAUCCCACGAGUGACGGACUUGCAUGGUAGACAGCUAACCCAGGCCUACUACUAUGCCAUCAUGGCGGCUGCUAUCUACUUCUUCGUAUCAUCACUCUUGCUUAUUACCGGAUAUGGUGCGAGAACUGGACGCUACAGCAAACAUUUCAAUCUCACCACCAGUCAGCGUUCACUAAUGCUACAGACAAUUAUCUACAUGAUGUACCUCCUGAUUGGCGCGGCUAUAUUUGCUCAUGUUGAAAACUGGAGUUAUCUUGAUGCUUUAUACUGGGCUGAUUUCACCCUUCUUACUAACGGAAUUGGUGACCUCGCUCCAGCCACCCACCUUGGUCGAAGCCUUUUGUUUCCGUUCGCCGUUGGCGGCAUUCUCACCCUUGGUUUGAUCAUUAUUUCCAUCCGAUCAAUGAUGAUCGAAAGAGCGAGGGCACAGCUCACCGUGAGGAUAACAGAAAAGAUGAGGAAACUGGUUACAGAGCAGCUGCAGUCCGGAGAUAUGACGACGCGAAUGCUUCAGCCACUGGCGAACCCGGGUAGCUCGCUAUCUGAUAAAGAGAUACAGCAAGAAGAGUUCCAUGUGAUGCACCGCAUACACAAGACUUGUGCCUGGCAGCUCCGGUGGCUUUCUUUUCUCAUCUCGGCUUUGGCAUGGGCAGUACUUUGGCUAGUAGGGGCCGUUGCAUUCUGGCAGGCGGAACAACCCGCUGGCUGGACUUAUUUCACCUCGUUAUACUUCGCCUAUGUGAAUCUUCUUACAAUUGGAUAUGGCGACGUCGUCCUAGGCGAGUCGUGGGGGAAACCAUUCUUCGUUCUAUGGUCACUUCUUGCUGUUCCGACCACCACCAUCCUGAUCUCAAGUAUGGGUGAUACCGUUGCGAAGCUAUUCCACGAUGCCACUAUUUUUGCAGGAGAUUUAACCCUAUUCCCUCAUGAGACUGGUAUCAAAAACAGGCUGUUCUCUUUCCUUCAUGGCAUGGCUGAAUAUUUUCGACAUCGUGGACGCGACACGGAAUAUAUUGACGGACAGUCUAUCGGUGAUCAUCCCCACACGUACCAUUCUGCUUCAAUGGAGAAUCUGGCCCCACAAAACCUAGGGUUUCAGGAAAUACGCUUACCUUCACAAAGGUGGUGUGCGAUAGUACAUGAGCUUGGAAAGAUUUACAAUGACCUUUCUUCAAACCCACCAAAACAUUAUACCCACGAUGAAUGGUGCUAUUUCCUUGGCCUAAUAGGGUGUGCUGAAGGUUGCUGCCCCUUUACCCAAAUACCCUCUACAGAUGCAGAGUUGUCAAAAUCAGAAAGGGCUCGCCGUCUGUCGGAAAAACCCCCAGCCCUUAGUGUCGGAGAAAAAUGGAGCUGGGUUGGGGUUAAAAGUCCACUGACAGGAGACAGAAACGAGGCUAGAUGGUUAUUUGAAGCUUUACUAUUCACCUUGGAGGAAGAGAUAAAGUCCCAGUGUAAUGCAUCCUAUAACAGAUCAAAUUCUUGA